Molecule: messenger RNA, 2045 nt
Organism: Aethina tumida (small hive beetle)
Lineage: Eukaryota; Metazoa; Arthropoda; Insecta; Coleoptera; Nitidulidae
Product: alcohol dehydrogenase [acceptor]-like
Exons: 3
Coding region: 152-1978 (608 amino acids)
Molecular function (GO): flavin adenine dinucleotide binding; oxidoreductase activity, acting on CH-OH group of donors
Source: RefSeq, a predicted model, not a curated record
AAAACCGUGAGUAUUACAAAUUAAGAUAUUGUUCUUGUCUUGUAGUAAUUCGUACAAAGGUAAUUGUUUAUUUUUGUUUCUAAUAGUCUAGAUACUCAAAACUCUACUAAAAACUAAGCUUUUAUUGUUAUGUGUAUCGAAUAUUGGAAUCAUGUUUCAUACUAUACUAUUAGUUAUUUUAUCAUUUGAAAACAUUUCAAGUGAAGAAUUAAAUCAAUUACUUGAUUUGGUGCAACAAAAUGUACAAGAAGCUGAGCAUUAUAUUAUGCCUUCAACAAACAGUGAAAUGACUACGACCACAUCAGGGAAAAUCAUUGAUAUUGGAAUGUACGAUUUUAUCAUUGUUGGAGCUGGAACGGCAGGAUGUGUGGUAGCAAAUAAGUUAGCAGAAAAUAAAAGAUGGAGAAUUUUACUGUUGGAAGCAGGAGGUGACGAUACGGAAUUUAGUGAUAUACCUGGCAUGUCUCCAUACUGUUACAAGUCCAGAAUGAAUUGGGGUUAUCACACGACCCCUCAAAUAACCUCUUGUCAAGGAAUGAUAAACAAACAAUGCACUUAUGUACGUGGAAAAGUAAUGGGUGGAAGUGGUACUAUCAACGGACUUGCGUACACACGCGGUAACAAAUUCGAUUACGACAGGUGGGCCGAAAUGGGCAAUACCGACUGGUCGUUCUUGAAAGUCGAACCUUUUUUUAAAGAUUUAGAAAAAUGGCAAACUUAUGGGGAUUUGUUGUAUCACGGAACAUCCGGACCUUUAAAUUGUAACGUCACAAUGCCGGAUUCUCCAUUACUGCCUCCUGUUUUUGAAGCACUGCGACUAAAAGGUCAACGUGAGGUUGACUACAACGGAAAAUACCAGAUUGGAUUUUCCAGAACUGUAUAUAACGUAAACUUUAACAAAAGAGUGAGUGGGUCUACAAUGUUUAUCAAAAAUAAAACGUUCGACAACCUGACAGUUUUAAAAAAUGCGUUCGCAACAAAGCUUUUAUUGAAUCAAUACAAUAAAGCAUACGGUAUGGAGUUUAUCAAAGGAAACACAAAACAUCACGUGAAAGCAGCCAUUGAAGUGAUCCUUUCAGCAGGUGCCAUAAAUAGUCCACAAAUAUUGAUGCUGUCGGGAAUUGGACCAAAGAAUGAACUCAAUAAGCACGGCAUAACAAUUAAGAAAGUGUUACCUGUGGGUAAAAAUUUGCUUGAUCACGUUGUGUUUAUGGGAUUUAAUGUCAGAACAAACAUUUCACAAUCUCGUGACAGCUUAGCCGACAAUCUCAAGUCGUAUUUAAAUGCUGCUAAACCUUUAACUACCGGAAUACCUGCUGAAACGAUCGGGUUUUUGAAAUUGAAUGAAGGGAAUAAUGAACAACCUGAUGUAGAAUAUCUCAUAAAUUUUGCCAGCGAAUAUGGAAAAUUUACUCAAUUUUUUGAUAACGGAGACAGCAACUGGGUAAAGUAUAUGAAAGCGUCAACUUUGCCAUCUGACUUUUUUGUGUACACCGUUUUAUUGCAUCCUAAAUCAAGAGGAGAUGUAACAUUAAAAUCCAAGAACGUUGAAGAUUUUCCUAAAAUAAACCCAAACUUUUACAGUGACAGUAAUAACGAAGACCUUCAACUCAUGCUCAAAAGCAUAAAGUAUUUUUUAGAUUUAUUAAACACUGAACCUAUGAAAAAAAUCAAUGCUACUGUUUUGUAUCCCGAAACUUUUUGUCACAACUACAACAAAUAUUCUGACAGUUUUUGGAAGUGCAUGAUACAUCAUGGAACUAGAGUAAUGUUGCACCCAAUUGGUACCACCUCGAUGGGUACUUCGGAUAAAAAUUCGGUGGUGAAUCAAGAAUUAAAAGUACACGGAGUGAGUAACCUGAGGGUUGUAGAUGCGGGUGUUAUGCCUUGUUCUAUAUCGGGCCACACUAAUGGCCCAACAUUUAUGAUCGGCUUGAAAAUUGCUCAAACAAUCAUUAAACAACACGCAGAAUGUUAAUGAGAUAAUUUGCACCUUCCCUAACGAGAAAUUGUAUUAUCGCUGAUAAUAGAAAAUAGAAACUGAA